AUGGAGGGAGCGCCUCCUGCUGCGUCACAUCAUUUCCGGUACUUCCAGCUCGUUCCCACCACUUCCCCUCUUGCCCUCCUGUCCGCUGACGGUGACGGGAUAGAGAACAGGACAUUGACUUCAAAGCAGAAGCAUUGCCCCCAAGAGCUCCCGAGGACUGACCCUCGGGCCGGUAACGAGAACCAGGUGGCCCGGCCAACAGGGGAGACCGCUAAUCGCACAGGGAAACAUGCUCGUUCCCCACAGACGGGUUCCGGCAGGGAUGACCAGCCCGGGGAGAGAGGUCAAGGCGGCUCCUCCGUGUGGGAAAUCCUUCAGUCGCAGCUCCAACCUACUCAAGCACCAGUGCACCCACAGCGGCCACAAGCCCUACACGUGCGGCUAGUGUCUCAAGGCCUUCAAGGGAGCGUCCCAGCUCAUUCACCGCCAGCGCGUCCACAGCGGGGAGAAGCCGUUCGCGUGCCAAGAGUGCGGGAAGGCGUUCCGGGGACGCUCCGGUCUCAGCCUGCGCCGCCGGGCGCACGGCGGCGGCGAGCGGCCCUACGCGUGCAGCGAGUGCGGGAAGGCCUUCGGAGGCGCUCCCCCCUCUUCAAGCGCCGGGCGACUUGCGGCGAGGGGCGGCCCUGCGGGUGUCCGCACUGCGGGAGGGUGUUCCGGAGCCGCUUGUCCCUCCCGGAGCACCGGCGCGCCCCGGGCGGCCAGCGCGGCCUAGCCUGUGAGGGGGCAGUGUGGUGCGGCGGCCCCCGCGGCAGCCGCGGGGGUGGGAAGCCCUCGGAGAAGAGCGACGGGGGAAAGGCGCCGGCCUGUUUGGGUGCGAGGGCCAGAAAGUCCCGGGACACCGCGAAUGCGCGGCCACAGGCAGUACAGCCUGUUCGCCUGGGAGAGGGCCCACUUUAAAGCCUGGGGCCUCCCGCUCCCCUGCCUUUGAUCGCUGAGGACACGACUGAAGCACAGAGACCUCAGAACAGAUCCAUGUUCUGUGCUGGAACUGCCCAGAUGCCCCUACCCCACGCGGGUCAGCGCUGCGCUCCAGCAGGGCCCUGUCGUGGGCACAGCCACCUCCGGUGAGGGACGAGCGGUUUCUCUCGUGUUGUGGGACCAUCCGCUCCGCUCCAAGACUUCUUGGUGUUUCCAGGUAAAAGCACUAAAAGCACUUUAAUCCUUUCAGAGCUCAUAAACGGAAUUCUACAACUAGACUGUGGCCGGCCCGUGACAUCACCUCAAAUGCAUCAAGAAACCGUCCGAAAACGGCCUUGGGCGAACACAUUCGUGGACAGCUCACGCCCAGGUGUCAGGCUGCGGGAAGCGGUGUGUUCUCUCUAAGCCCGAAGCUCCACGGGAGGAAACGGGACACCCUGCCAUCAUGCUGACUGGUGGCCGGCUCUUUUUCCAGGCCCUCUGUCCCCGUGCCAGAGAGGCGCAGCCUUCUCCUUUGAGAAGCAGCCCCCAGGGCCCAUCUUCUCGGAGCCCUGGGGCGGGGCAGGGGAGUCAGGGGACACUCUGGUCCCUCGCAGGAGCAGGCUCCGGGCAAGACCCCGCACGAGCUGGCCUGCUGCUAUCCGUCUCCUCCCGCCCGGUGCCCCGGGCUCACCCUACUUACUGCCGUCUGCCUCCCACACCCCAGCAGCACAGACCAGCCUGGCCUCUCUGCCCCUCCUCCCCACCCUCAGUGCCUAAAGCUUCACACUUAGGUGCUCUCCCUCAAGUGGCCACCUCUUGUGGCUGGUGCCGAUCAGGAAGAAAACGAGACGGGCUACAAAUUUGCACACAGCAUGCCCAGUGAUGGCUCUCUCAUCAGACCUUUCAUAUGAUAUUUCUUACAAUACUGCACGUUCACUUGCUUUCAGCAUUUUUGUAUUCAGGAGUAACGUAAGCUAGAGAUUUCAGCUAUAUAAGGAAGGGUGUUGGUGAAUCGCUCCUGAAAUAAGAAUCCCGCCAACCCUGUGAGAAGACCUCAGGCAGGAGAAAGAGACACCCGAUGGGUGCAAUGGGUGCGGUGGUGAGCCUGGCCCCUCUUCUCCCUCCUCCCCCUGAGCCUCACGGAAACAGGGCGUCCCCUUCAAAUGGCACUUUCCUGCAGCCUCCUGCUGGCCAGGGGGUGGCGGCUGCUGGCAGGCUCUGCCCUGUUCUGUCCGCACUGUCCCCAGAGCCGGGUUCAGGAGUUCGGCCCCUGGGUGCUCUCAGCCCAGCGUCCUGGUUGGCUUGCCUCCUCCUUCCAGCCCCCUCCACUGCCGGGACCUCUGGUGGGCAACUGGUAGGUAUGCUGAGCACCCCCUAUGGGCCUCCGAGGAUCGUGUGCGCCUUCCCUGCCACACAGUGAGAGGCUCAAAGCACCCUCAGGACAGUGUGGGGAAGAUCUGGAAAUACAGGAUUUCUUCCGAGCAUGCUUCUUGGAGCUCCAGUCACUAGGACGACUCCAGGAGCAAGAGAUACAGAUAGAUAGAAACACAUUGACAUAGAAGUUUUAUAUAGCUAUAUUAGAAUGAUUUUUAGAUACGACUUACGGAAAGUUCUAGAGUUCUUGCAACUUGCUUUUAUCUCAGAGCCCCUUUCACAGGGUCUGUGUCCCCUUGUCCUUCGGUUGCCUUCUGCUCUUUGUGUCACAUUCAUCUUUGUCGGCACCUCAGAAACAUGAAGUAUUAAGGCCACUGUCUUUGAAGUCCAUGGACAGGACGUGUGGAAGCACGUGUUUUUAUGAGGCGCAAUCUUUGCCAGGGCUGGGGUGGAUUCAGGAAGCCAAUCCCAGUGCAGAACAAGAGACAGUGGCAGGAGGCAUUGGGAUGACAACUGCCACGCGGCGGUGGGAACUAGAAAGAGAUCAGAUCCCGGGGCUCUAAUGUCUGUUUCCAUCACCGUAGUAAGUGAGCCGUCUCAACUCUGCAGGCCAGUCAGUAACUGGCUUCACUAAAGAAGACUCAUAGCCCCCGUGGAAUGUCAUCCCAUGGGUUCUACUGGAUGAGCCACCUUGAUUUUGUGAUUUUCUUUCUAAUGUGCUCUGAAAUUGGGCUCCCACACAACCGGACGCAAAAGCUCACGCUACUGGAGGACAUCCUGCCGGCUUUCCAGUCCCUUCCCCAAGAACUUCCCUGGACAUCGGCCCUGUCACGCUUCUCGACUGGUGUGCUUCAGGGACAGCCCCAUAAGACACGGUGCCAGCGCACAGUGUGUCUGACAUUGAGACCACUCGCCCUGUGAAACUGUGCAGACUUUCCAAGAGCCGUUGAAAUGUUGUGGCGGUGCCUCCACGUAACUGGUGAAUUGCCUCGACCGCAUUCAUUUACUUCGGGCGCGAACAAAUGAGGGUCUAAGAGUGCUGGCCUUAAAGGAGCCCUCUCGUGCUGUAAAGUAACCAGAUGGCAGUUGGGCUAAAGGUCCCAGGAAAAACUCUAAGUGUGGAAUCGUGGGGGAAAGCCAAGACACUACGUUGGCAUGAAGGGAAGGCAGAAACCCUGGAGGGCGAGACACAUGGGCAUCAAGAGCUGCCACCCCCGGCCAGUGGGACACCGUGACUCAGAUCAGGAAGGACAGAGUGGCGCAUCCGUCCCCCGAGAGACCCAGCUGUGUCUUCCUCCCAGUUGCUUCUUCAGGCAACAUGGCGGCACGCACACUCACUCGGGUGGGUCCCCCGUCCAGCCCCGUGUGGGCCUGUAUAGAAGGUGGCUCCACCUUCACCCUUCCGUGGUUUGCUUCGUGGCCUCCCGCUGUGGGGGGACUCCAGGGUGGACACCUGUCUGUACUAUAGGGCCUGCAACCUCUCCAUCUCCGUCUUCCCCCAGCCAUGUUUGAGGUCCUCGGCCCUUUCCUCUGUCCUUUAUCUCUGAUGGUCAUUGAGCCACCAGAUCCCGUCCGCCCUCGAUUAUGGUUGCCCCAGCUGCGCCUGCCUGCGUGCGGCCAUGUUUGAGUUGCAAGGGCGGUCCUGCAGUUGUCACCUGACUGACGGCAGCAUCCUUGUCUGGGGCUUUACGUAGGCCCGGGAACAUAGAUCUCUGCAAAACGGACCGUGUCUACAACCUUGCUCGGAUUGUAGCUCGCGAGACUAGCUCUGCUUUGCGAAGUUGGCAGGUGCUCCAAACAAACAGAUAGGGAAAGCUGUGUUCCCUGUGACUGUGUGGCUAUAAUCCCAGACUUGCCCCCAAGGGAGGGAAAAACAGGCCUGGGAAGGGGCCUCUCAGGAUUCUGUUGCCAUUGUCGCCAAACAUCCUUAGCUUCUA
This is a messenger RNA of Prionailurus viverrinus (fishing cat), 4211 nucleotides long. Its product is annotated as zinc finger protein 467-like. The transcript is spliced from 3 exons. Bases 1 to 897 code for a protein of 298 amino acids. The record is from RefSeq and is a predicted model, not a curated record. Lineage: Eukaryota; Metazoa; Chordata; Mammalia; Carnivora; Felidae.